GUUUUCAAUAUUUCAUACUUCGCGCCUCCUUUUCUACUAAAUUAUAAGUCAAGUGAGAACUAGCAGUAGCAUACUAGCCUACUUUUAGUUUUUCUUUUACAUGCCAGAGAAAAAAUAGUAAAAGUACUGCACACCUGCCGUAGUGCGUCAUGGCGUAAGCAGCAACUCCUCCAUGCGCAUACAGAACAGCAUGGUAAAGUUUCUCCAGGAGGACUGGCAGUUUACGGCAGCAUUCAUUACGGGGGCACUGUUUCAAGAUAAACAAAAAUGUUCAGAUGUAAACGCAGAAGAAACACAUUUCAUCUCUGAAGUUGCGCUUCGCUCUGUGUUUCCACUGCUGAGAAAGAACUUUUAGUGGUGGUAUCAUCUAUAAAAAGCUGCCAUGACUCAGAAAACACACUUCCACCUGAAUCAACAAGACUGGAGUGAGAUCACUGCUGACACUUUUCAGAGUAGCCCAUUCAGUAUCGACACACCAUACGGGUACCAGCUCGACUUAGACUUUGUUAAAUACGUGGAUGAUAUUGAGCGAAGUGACACCAUUCGACGGCUGCAUUUUGACAAGCGUCCCGGAGCGGCAAACGCUGCCUCCGAGUCGCAACGCAUCUUAAACCCCACACACUGGAAUUCUUCAGAGUCUUUGUCCUCAGUGAGCAGUGAUGAAGCCAAGAAAACGUCUCCGUCUUCAUCCGCUUCCUCUUCUUCUGUCAACAGAAGAAGACCCCCACUUCCCCAUUCCAAACCUAAAUCCUCCUAUCCAAGACCUGAGGUCCCUCAAGACCUAGUCACCUCUCAGAGGUAUGUAGAUGGGACGUCUGCCCCAGCCAAACCAAAUCCUCUAGUGGAAAAAACUUUGAUGGAAACAUGCAAACGUUUGGAACAUGAGAAAGGCUCGUCGCAGCAAGGACCUCCAGAACCACAGCCACGGCGUAGACUGGCCAGUUUUGGUGGUCUUGGCUCUAGUGGUACCCUAUCUCCAUAUACGAGCUGGAGUGCCCUAAAUCAAGGUGCUAAGAUGACAGUGCUAGACCAGCCCCCAAAAAGUUCCUUGUUAUUGGGCAACACCCUUAAAAUCAGCCCCUCAAGCUCUGGCCGAGCAUCUCCAGUGAGCGGUGUGAGCCCACUCCACCUGCAGAUGGUCAGGGAUCAGAUGGCAGCUGCUUUACGAAGGUUAAAGGACCUGGAGGAACAAGUGAAGGCCAUUCCUGUCCUACAGGUGAAGAUUUCUGUUUUGCAGGAAGAAAAGAGACAACUGACAGCCUUGGUCAAGAGGCAAGAUGAAGAUCAAAAAUCCGGCUCUAUCAUUGACAAAGAUUUCUGCAGCAAACCAGCGAUAGAGGGUCGGGAGCACGGUGCCAUCUCUGGUCUGACGGAUUUCCAACAGCUUAGUGUUGAAAUGCAACUGCUUGAAAGGAAGAUCCAAGAUGCACGUCUUGAAUCCUCUGCCUUCAAGACGAGAGAUCAAAAGUCUGUUGCAGUUGGAGAUGACAGGUGCAUUGAUGAAGUGGAUGUUAUUCAUCAACACAAAUUCAACUUCUUCAAGGAUGUUGCAGUUGGUGCAAAACCUGAGACUCGGUCAGUGGCAGUCAGUGUCACUGAGACUAUGCUGGGGGUCGUAUCCAACAAGGAAGCAGAAACAGAGUUGCAACAGCAAACCAUCCAACAUUUAAGUGACCGGGUUCAGAUACUGGAAGCUGAGCUUAAAGAAGCAAUGCUAAAGGCAGAGAUGGGAAAGCUAAGAAGUGAACUGCGGGAAGCAGAAGCGAGAAACCAUGCUGACAAGAGUUCCUCCGCACAACCACAGGUGAACUGCGUUGCAACCCAGACCGGGUCGCAAACUCGUACUCUUGGGGUUGGAAACCACACCAACCUUGUGCAUUCUGCUGUUGGGGGAGGAGUAGAGCAGAUUUCCAUUGCUGUUGGAGUCUCCUGCAAGCCGGAGGUGAGGGCUGUUUCAUCUGGCCCAGAUACACCUAUGGAAGAGUGGGAAGUACGCCAAAGAGUGGCGCGAAAAGAUCAAUGUGUUGGAAGCAAGCGUGCAGCAACACGAAAUCAAGGUGUUGGGACAACAAUGUACAUGUGUGACACAUGUGUGGAGACGAUUGAAAAGAAGAAGAACAUUUCCCACCGAACGGUGGGCUGUGGUGACUGCACGGUCGACAUUGAUGUCAUCGCUGUCAAAUCGCUCAUUUCCCAAGGAACUGUCACUGACCCAGUGCGAAGCAUUGACUUUAGUGUAAUGGCAACCCCACAGACUUUGUCGCAGCGUACCAGCACGGCCUUUUGCACCGUGUCGCGCAGCACCAGCACUUUGCAGGCCUGUAUCUCUGAAGCCAGCACCAACACAAAGCACACACUCACCAGGGAAAGACAUACCAACACCGCACACGCGAUCACUCGAUCUCUGGCGGUUGGGGAUGGGAAGGUUUGUGACCGAACGGCUGCUGUUCAGAUGCACUCUGUUGGAACCACAACAUGCUUGGGUAGAGACACAGACACCCCUGCUGUCCAUAAUGUGAUAACACGCGAUGUUGGUAUCGGAAUGGCAAAUAUCAAUGAGAAUAUCCUCAUUGGUCUCCACACACGAAACAUUGCAUGUGGACCAUCCCGUCUACCAGAUCCGAUCAAGACACGUAGCAUCGGCGUGGAAGUCGGGGACGGGAGGAUACGCGACACGGAGGGCCAGAUGUUUGUGCAGACUGAGCCUGGACUUGAUCAUUAUAUAGAUCGCAUGCAGAAAUUACUUAAAGAACAACAGCACCUGUUAACUGAGAGCCACCCUGGGUCAAAACAUGGGGACACUCUCCAGUCCCACGGUCAAGAUGAACAAGUUAAAGUCACUGCACAAAGCCAGUCAUCAAAUGAGGCUACAAUGGUUAAACAGAAGAAUCAAAUGGAAUUACAGAUGUCCGCUGCUCUUCAUGGCUCACCCAGUGAUGACCGCUGCCUUAGGUCUAUCAUGAAAAGGAAAAGCACCACAGAUAGUACGAACCCAACGACUGCAUCGCUAGGUACACAGAGAGGUAUUGUGGAUCUCUUGUCUGAGGGUGGCGAUUCUGAAAAUGAAGAGAAGAAAAAAAGAGAAAAGAGAGAGAAAGAGGGCAGCACCAAAGAUAAAGUGAAGAUUCCUAAAAGAAACGAAAGGUAUAUAUUCAGUGAGAAGAUGCUUUCUGCCUGCCAAACUUUGAAGGUUCACCUUAAUGGUAGCAAUGUCAUAUCCAACAGAGAACUGUGCUCCUGUCUAAGCACAGUACAGCAGGAGUGGUUCUGUGUGUCCAGUCAGAAGAGGGGAUGUCCACAGAUGGUGGAGGACUUCCUCUUCGCUUGCCGCCAUGUCUCGCCAGACGUGCUGUGCUAUGUGGCCAACAUGGCUGACCAAAAUGGCAACACAGCCCUUCACUACAGUGUGUCUCACUCUAAUUUCAGCGUUGUGAAGAUUCUACUUGCUGCAGGAGUGUGUAAUAUUGAUCAUCAGAAUAAGGCUGGCUAUACUCCUAUAAUGCUUGCCUCCCUGGCUGCUGUGGAAGCAAAAGAAGACAUGAUGGUGGUGCAAGAACUCUUCAGCAGAGGUGAUGUUAAUGCCAAGGCCAGCCAGGCUGGUCAGACCGCUCUCAUGCUAGCAGUCAGUCAUGGGCGUAAAGAUAUGGUCCAAGCUCUACUGACUGCGGGAGCAGAGGUCAACAUCCAGGAUGAUGAGGGGUCAACCGCUCUGAUGUGUGCUGGUGAACACGGCCAUGUUGACAUUGUUAAACUCUUACUGGCACAGCCAGGCUGUGAUGCCACCCUGACUGACAAUGAUGAGAGCACUGCUCUGUCUAUAGCUCUGGAGGCCGGACACAAAGACAUUGCUAUGCUUCUCUAUGCCCAUGUCAACUACUCAAAGGGCCAACCUAGGUCUCAGGCGAUCCAAAACGGAGUGUCUGAGGUUAUGGAGGAGGAAAGCAAGUUGAAGAAACGAAAAAGCGAUCAAGGCAACCAGGGCUCUGAAACUGGUCAGGAGGUGGUGGAGAAAGUAAAAAAGCGACGGGGCCGCCCUCCUGCCGAGAAGCUGCCCCCCAACCCUCCCAAGCUCACAAAACAGAUGAACACCAUCGUAGACAUGGUCAUCAACUACAAGGACACGUUGGGUCGACAGAUCAGUAAAGGUUUCGUCCAGCUGCCGUCAAGAAAAGAGGUGCCAGAGUAUUACGAGCUCAUCCGCAAGCCAGUCGACUUCAGGAGGAUCAGGGAGAGAGUGCGUAAUCACAAAUACAGGUGCAUUGCAGACCUGGAAAAGGAUAUCAUGCAGAUGUGUCACAACGCUCAGACGUUUAAUCUGGAAGGAUCUCAGAUCUUUGAAGACUCCAUUGUUUUGAAAUCUGUUUUUGAGAGUGCAAGACAGCGAAUAGUGGAACUCAGUGAGGAAGACAAUGAUGCUGUUGGAAGCAGUGAAGCAAUUGGUGGCGAUCAUUUUAAUCUAGAUGAGACAACAAAUCCCAAGCUGGACAAAAAAAGGGAGAAAAAUAAAACCAAUCCUAGUGAUUCCAGCCCAAAGGAGAUGGUCACAAACAGUGAUGAAGACAUUGGCCAAGAAUGUGAGAAUAACGCAAGAGGACUAUUGAAUUAGGCCCAAUGACAACCUCAUAUAUUGUAUGCCAUUUAAGAACAUUGUGUGGCCAUUUCAGCCCAAUUUUCCUUGAUGUUUCGCUCAAGGAUUUGCUCCGAAUGUGAUCUCUCAUUAUAUCGGUUGCUUUAAUCACCUUUAUAAAA
Pimephales promelas (fathead minnow) is the source of this 4749-nucleotide messenger RNA. NCBI's taxonomy places the organism in Eukaryota, Metazoa, Chordata, Actinopteri, Cypriniformes, Leuciscidae. The record is from RefSeq and is a predicted model, not a curated record.